Messenger RNA from Armigeres subalbatus, 805 nucleotides. RefSeq lists its product as uncharacterized. The transcript is spliced from 4 exons. Bases 35 to 679 code for a protein of 214 amino acids. NCBI's taxonomy places the organism in Eukaryota, Metazoa, Arthropoda, Insecta, Diptera, Culicidae. The record is from RefSeq and is a predicted model, not a curated record.
UCGUUUGGUUUUUGGUCGAUACAGAAAUAGAAACAUGUUGACGGAGCAGGAUCUUUUACGGUUAAACGGGAAUAAUUUACGAGCGCCCAAUAAAAUUCAAAGAAUUUGUCGUGUGGAAUUGAUAAAAAGAGUUAAAUCUAUGUUGCUGAUCGUGUGGAUUGCGCAAAGUGCGAUAAUAACCGAUGCAGCUACAGUCGACUGUUCCAGACCACCGUUGUAUGCACACCCCAAAGACUGCUGUCGUAUGCCACCUCUUCUGGAUGACAAUUUGCUUCGCAGCUGCAAACAAAUCCACGGCGGGGAAAAACUUACCCGUGGUCUAAUUCACGAGAGAGGAAGUUGCUUCAUCGAAUGUGCCAUGAAUGCAACCGGAACCAUUGUUAAUGGCGUUUUGGACCAAACGAAGAUUGUGCAACAGAUUGCGUCUCGAACCGGAGGAAGUGGUUCCGCAUUGGCACAGGCCAUGAUAUCGAGUUGUAACAAGUGUUUCCAGGCCUUACCUCCCGCUAUAAGCAAUCGUCCCUUUGACAGCAAGCAUUGCCGACCGACGGCUUCAUUUUUCGUCAGUUGCGUGAACAUGGAAAUGUUCAAGGCAUGCUUACCUGAAUAUUGGACGAACAGCGAACAGUGCAAUGCUCUACGAUUACAUAUCACAAGUUGUCCCAUCCCAGUUCGGUGAUAUGUCCAGCAGAAUCAGAUAAUUUUUAAGAAUUUGUUUAUUAGAUUAUAGAUAGCAAUAAUUACAUUAGUUGAUUAUGUACACAGCAAAUUUGUUAAACUCGUAUCUACGCGUAGAAAAUAUAAA